AUGUCCUCCUCCUCUUCCUCCGCACAGCCUGAACUGCCCUCCGGUAUCAGCCGCUGCUGCGUCACCGGCUUCGGCUGGUCCGGCACGCCCACAGGUACUGCCCUCUCUGCAGGUUCCAUCCCAGGCACCACCAACGCCGUCUACAAAACGGGCACGAACCCGCGCGUCGCCAUCCUGAUCAUCCACGACAUCUUCGGCUGGACCUUCCCCAACGUCCGCCUGCUGGCCGACCACUACGCCGCCGAAGCGAACGCCACCGUCUUCGUCCCGGACUUCUUUGGCGGUUUCGUCUGUCCGCCCGAGCUAGUGCUGGAAGAGCGCUGGGCGGAGAUCGACAUCGCGCGCUUCAUGAAAGAGAAUGCGCGCGAGGUGCGCGAGCCCGAGAUCUUUGCAUUUGCGAAGGCGUUGAAGAGUGCGGAAGGGGGCGGAUUUGAGAUGGUCGGGGCUGUGGGGUACUGUUAUGGUGGGUGGGCGAUUUUCAGGUUGGCUGCUGCUGAGCAUGAGGAGGGUUCCGGGGAUUCUGAGGGGAACGGCAAGAAGUUGGUGGACGCGGUAACGACUGGUCAUCCUACCUUUGUGACGAAGGAGGACAUUGAGAGGGUUUCAAAGAACGUGCCGGUGCAGGUGUUGGCUCCGGAGUUUGAUCCAAGGUAUACGGAGGAGUUGAAGACGCACACGUUUGUGACGCUGCAGAAGCUGGGAGUGCCGUUUGAGUAUUCGCAUUUUCCGGGGGUACAUCAUGGUUGUUUCAUCAGGGGCGACGAGAGGAAGGAGGGCGAGAAGGAGGCAAUGGUUAGGGGGAAGAAUGCAGCGGUUGCGUGGAUGAAGCAGUGGUUGCAUGGUAACUGA
Molecule: messenger RNA, 849 nt
Organism: Neurospora tetrasperma FGSC 2508
Lineage: Eukaryota; Fungi; Ascomycota; Sordariomycetes; Sordariales; Sordariaceae
Exons: 1
Coding region: 1-849 (282 amino acids)
Molecular function (GO): hydrolase activity
Source: RefSeq, a predicted model, not a curated record